Molecule: messenger RNA, 9560 nt
Organism: Hippocampus comes (tiger tail seahorse)
Lineage: Eukaryota; Metazoa; Chordata; Actinopteri; Syngnathiformes; Syngnathidae
Gene: xirp2b
Product: xin actin binding repeat containing 2b
Exons: 4
Coding region: 1-9057 (3018 amino acids)
Biological process (GO): actin filament organization; actin cytoskeleton organization
Cellular component (GO): focal adhesion; stress fiber
Molecular function (GO): actin filament binding
Source: RefSeq, a predicted model, not a curated record
AUGAAAGACUUUCCGCCGCCGCCGCCGCCAGCCAUUGACGACUUUGAUUACCUUCCGCCGCCACCGCCGGAUUUACUCCAAAUUUCGCCGGGGACUGAAAAUAUUCCUGUCACUCAAUACUCGUCUGAGGAUCCGCAAGGAUCAGUGAACUCGGCCAAACACCUUCUCAGCAAAGAGGCUUACAUCAAACAGAGGAGCAUGUCUGAGCUGAAACGUCUGUACAAGCACAUACAUCCCGGCGUGAGGAAAAAUAUUGAAGAGGAGUUCUACAAUGAAUACAACGGGACGGUCAACAACCAGCAUGUCAGUCAGGCGUACGUGUACGAGGACGAAGCGGACGAGGAAUACGAAUGGGAAGAGAUUCUACCGGGAGAUGUGCAGGCCAGGCGGUGGAUGUUUGAAAAUAAGCCACUCGAUGCCAUCAAGGAUGAAUCUCUGGACGGGAAUGAAGACAAUAACAAGAUCACAGAGAAAGAGAUGAUUCUCGGAAUGGACGUGAGGCGCACGGCGUGGAUGUUCGAGACAAGGCCGAUGGAUGAACUGGGGCCGCGCGAGGCCGACUCGAUGGAGUAUCGGAACAAGGUCAACGAGUUGCACAAGGGAGACGUCCGAGCUGCGGCGUGGUUGUUUGAGACCCAAACGAUGGACAGUUUGAAUAAGCUGCACAACGAAGAGGAGCUCACCAAAGAGGUGGUAUUUACGGAAGAGGACGGGAACGCCACCAUUUACAUGAUUGACACAAAGUACACGCAAGGCCUCGGACACACCGAGACGAUCGAUGAGAGCCAUCUGCUGAGCUUAAGAUCGGUCGUGGAAGAAAUCAAUGAUGAGGAGAAAACCGUAACGAGCACCUUUGACACCCGGUUUGAAUGCUUCAUCAUGGGGCAAUGCGGUCAGAUGCUGGAGAUUAAAUCUGUGCGCAAAGUUGAAACGGAGCUGGAGAGCUCCAUCGCGUCACGUUGGCUUUUUGAUACGCAGCCGCUCGAUGCGAACAAACCUCUUUCGUCUUUUAAGCUGGUGUGUAGUCUCUCCAUGGAAGACACGAACAGAGCGGACUGGGGCCGAUGGUUGUUUGAGAUCAAGACUUUGAAUUCCCUUUCUGAGUUGGAAAGCUCAAAAACUGAGGAGGUAGCGGGGGCGGAUGUACGCAAACAGCGCUUAGUGUUUGAAACCCGACCGAUUGACUCUCUGAAGGAUGAUUCAAAUGGCACAACUCAGACCGUUAAUGAAAUCGUCGGGGGUGAUGUUAGAUCGGCAAGAAACUUCUUUGAAAGCAGCCCUCAAACAGAGAGGAAGAACUGCCCCGAGGUUGGAAAACUUAAAACGGCGCCGCUGAACCAAGAAAUAAAAGGUGACGUGAGACAUCAAAAGUGGCGCUUUGAGAGUCAACCUCUGGAGCACAUACGUGACGAGAAGAAAGAGAUAAUUCGCACGGUAAACAUCGAGGAGGACCUCACACAGGAGGAUGGAACAAGUUGCAGAGCAGAUGUUCGUAGGAACUGCUGGAUGUUUGAGACUCAGCCGAUGGACGUCUUAAAAGAUGACUCCAAUAGCCGGCCCUUGACGAAAGAGGAAAUUAUUGCCGGCAGUGUGCAAUCCGCCAGACAGUACUUUGAAAGCGUCCCAACCGAGGAGCCGAAGGAGCUUGCAGAAGUCGGCAAAUUGAAAAAAAACGCGACGCCGGCUGAUCAACCGAAGGAGCUCGCCGAGGUUGGCAAACUGAAGAAAGGGGUCGAACUCGAUGAGGAGAGGGGAGACGUUCGACUUCAGACGUGGCGAUUCGAAAGCCAGCCUUUGGAGCAAAUUCGGGAUGAAAAGAAGGAAGUCAUCCGAACGAUCGAUUUGGAAGAAAUCGACAAAGUGGACGUGUUGAACUAUAAGCAUAUCUUUGAGAGCACAGAUUUAAACAGACGGGACGAGUCUCAAAAGAUCCAGGUCGAGGGUGUCACAAGCGGCGCGGUGCAAUCGAACAAAAACCUGUUUGAGUCCGGACUAUCGUACGCCAUGCAGGACAGCUCAGGCCGCUUCCACCAGUUAAGAACGGUGCGUCACGAAGAGGUGGUGAGCGGGGAUGUAACGACAUACAAAUGGAUGUUUGAAACGCGGCCGAUUGACCAAUUUGACGAAAGCAUUGACAAAUACCAAAUUAUCAAGGGCGUAUCCAAGCAGGAAAUCGAAUCCGGCGACGUGAAGUCUGCCAAGUGGCUGUUUGAGACGCAGCCCCUUGAUGCCAUCAAGUAUUUCAGCAACAUCGAAGACGAAGAAAUCCAAAGCGAAAAUCGAGACGUGAUGAAAGGAGAUGUCAAAAACUGCAAGUGGCUCUUUGAGACGCAACCGAUGGACACCCUGUAUGAAAAAGUGGACAUAAAUAGUGACAAUCAGUCUGAAGAAAUCCCAAAGGGGGACGUUAAAACGUGCACGUGGCUUUUUGAGACGCAAGCGCUGGACGCCAUCCACGACGAGACAGAAACCGUCUUGAAAGCGUGCACUGUGAAUCAAGGGGACAUCCGAGGGAAAGACGUCAGAACCGCGUGCUUUCUCUUCGAGACGGAAAAACUCGAGACUCUAUCCGGGGAGGACGCGAGGUCGUUUCAGCGCGUCACGGAGAUUGACAUUGCUUCCGGAGAGGUGUCAAGAAAGAAGCACAUUUUUGAACGCGGCGCAUCCGACAUCAUGACGUCGACGUCGGAGGAAACGAUGCGGCGUCUCAAGAGAGUUCAGAGCGAAGACAUUCAGAGAGGAGACGUGGUGACCUGUAAAUGGCUCUUUGAAAACCGAGCCGUAGACACCAUACGCGACGGCCAAGAGGAAACGCCGACAAGCCGCACGGUUACUGACGUACACGGAGGGGACGUAGGCAAGGGCCGCUUCAUCUUUGAGACCUUUUCCUUGGAUAGAAUUAAGGAAGCGGGGUCUGAAACGGAGCUGUCCGUGACGCAAACCAUCGCUCGCCACGACGAAGAGAAGGGUGACGUGAAAAAUUACACGAUGCUCUUUGAAACUCAGCCUCUUUAUGCCAUUCGGGACACAAAGGGCUGUUACCACGAAGUCACCACGGUCACCAGCGAGGAGGUGACGCGCGGAGACGUCAUCGGAACUCGCUGGUUGUUUGAAACCAAACCCCUCGAUGCCAUCAAGGACUCGGAUGAAGUCUACGUCAUCAAAUCUGUCACACAACAGGAUGAGCAAAAAGGAGACGUCACCUCUGCAAGGUGGAAGUUUGAGACGUGGCCCCUCGAUAGGAUUUCUGAAGAGAACAGGACAAUCGUAAAGACCGUGGAUGACAUUCAGGGGGGCGACGUCAAAACGAAUAAAGACCGCUUUGAAUCCGAUACGACGUUGCAGGAGUCCGUCCGAACAGUCAACAUCAGUGAAAUACAAAAGGGUGACGUCAGGUCGGCCAAAUGGAGAUUUGAGACCCAGUCCAUGGACCAAAUACGGAGCCUGAGCUCGGAAAACCUGAUCGAGACCGUUCAAAAAGAGGAGGUGCAAAAAGGUGACGUGAAGCAUUCCGUUUGGCUGUUUGAGAAAAAUCCUUUGGACCGCAUUAAAGAGGUCGACGAAGACGAGGAGACGCACGACGCCCGAGAGGAAAUUGUCAAAGCGGACGUCAAGUCGACAACGUGGCUCUUUGAAACGACACCUUUCGGUGACUUUAACGAGACGAAGACGGAGCGGGCAGAAAUCUUGGGCAAGAGUGUCAAGGGAACGCUGGAAGAGCUCUACGGUCAGCAAAUGGUGACGUCGAGAGGAAUACUCAUCGAAUCUGACGAAAUCGGGGACGUUCGGAUGGCAAAAUACAAUCUAAUGAAUCAGCGAGCUCCUGAGAUUCAGCGGGAGGAGGUGAUCAGAGGGGAUUUGCACACUGUUAUGAUGAACCUCCUGAACAGACGGGAACAACGUGGGCGGCAGGUGGUCAUUGAGUCGGAAGAGAAGGGGAACGUCACUUCGACGGUGCAACAGCUUUUCAACCGGGAGACCAACAAAAGUAUCGAAAAGGAAGAAAUCGUCCGAGGAGACAUCCAGGAAGCCAUCAAUAACCUUUUCAAAGAAAGCGGUCCGGUCAAACGCGGACUUCUCAUUCAGGAGGAUGAGAAAGGCGAUGUACGGAUGACCAUAUAUUCCCUUCUGAACAAGCAAGAUCAUGUUAGUAUUGAAAAAGAGGGGGUCGUAAGAGGAGAUAUAAAGCGAACCCUGCAAAGACUCACCAGCCCAGAUCAGCCUGAUCUGACCAAGAAGAUAACUGUCGAUGAAACUGAGAAAGGAAACGUCAAUUUUUAUUCCACGUGCAUCGAAUCCGGGGACUUGAGUUAUCUAAAACGACUCAAUUUAGAACCAGAUGAAGCGUCACCUGACACUAUUGAGAAAGAAAAGAUCAUCGGGGGUGACAUCCGGGGCAUGAAAGUCAUCCUUAGUUGCAAUCAAACGCAAAUCGAGCGCACGGUGGACGAUAUCGUACCAGGCGACGUUCACAACACGGCGAAAGUUUUCAUGACGGAGCCCGUCGUCUCGUCGGAGAGUCUCCAAAAGGUGGAGAUCGUCAAGGGGGACUUGAAAGCUGCCUUGACUUCACUGUCGGAGUCGGCGAACCAUAAAGUUGUUGUGGAGAAAGAGGAGGUUGUGAAAGGCAACGUACCCAAAACGAUGCAAAGUCUGGAGAGGGCACAGCAUCGUCACGUGGAGAUCGAGAAGCCAGAUAUCAUCCCCGGGGACAUCAAAGGAGCUCUGAGAUCCCUCGAGAAAUCGUCGACUUCUCAAGUCGAAGCCACCAUGGAAGAUCUAGUGUCCGGAGAUGUUCGGGCGACGUUAAGAUCUCUCGAGAUGGCAAAGCAAACGAUGCGUGAGGUGGCCAAGGAAGAAAUCGUGAGGGGUGACAUUCACACAGCACUGCAAUGUCUACAAGAUGCUGCGUCUGAAAAGAAAACAUGUCAGCAGGAGAUAAUAGUCCAGGGAGAUGUGAAAGGAGCAAUACAGCUCUUUACGGAACCUCCGUCCUCUCCCGGUGUUCAAAGAAGCUCGAUCGUUGAAGAAGAAGAAGUGAAAGGUGACGUCAAAACGUCGAUUAAGUCAUUAUACGAGACACAAGAGCCAACUUUGCUCGAGAAAGAAGAAGUGAUAAAAGGUGACGUGAAAGGCACAAUGAAAUCGCUUAUGGAAACGGCACAGCGUGAAACUCCCAAAGGGAAACUCGGCAGAAGAGUCAGAGUGAAGCAGAGGCCUCAAGUGAAGAAUUUACAUGCCGAGACAGAGAGAAACGCACAAAAAAUCAAAAGCGCAAUCUCGGCAGGUCGUCAGUCUCUUGCGAAUGAAACAAAAACUGUUCAAUCCAAAGCUUGUACCGUGGAAAGGAGUGCCGCGCGCUCAAAAAUGGUCGUGGAGCACAAAACCAUAACGCAAAGUCACGGCAUCAAAACAUUGAAAACAGAAUUCUGCAAUCUGAAGCCGAAGGGAAUGACGCGGUUGAACAAAACAAAAGUGCAAACUGACGUUUACACCCCGAAAAUACAAGCGCCGGAACCCGAUUUGCCUCUUCCUCCUCCGCCUCCACCCGUAGUAGACAUCGACCUUCUUCUUCCUCCUCCUCCUACACCACCUCCCCCAUGUUCGGAUCCUGAUGUUGAUCACCUCCCUCCUCCGCCGCCACCGGCUACCAAUGAGCAGGACUUACUCCCACCGCCAUCACCACCACCGCCGCCGCCGCCACCAACACCACCUCAGAGAGAACAAGACAGAAUACCAAAACAAGCGCUUUGUGCAUCACCAGCAGAGGCCCAAAAGAUGCUGGUAAAGAAAGUCAAAGUUCCCACUUUGUGUCCUGUCUCAAAGCUUGAACCUCAAAUGGAAACGCAGCACACAACCGCGGUCAGCCAGUCCGCAACCACGAAACAAACCUCGAAAACAACCGAAGUCCCGCCUCCCCCGAGGAAAGUUUGCAUCUCCCCUGUCAGAUUCACCCCGCCUCCUUCCCCUCCUCCUCAGACGAGAGGGAAAACAAGUAAAUUCAACACCCCGUUAAUAAAAGCGGAAGAAAAGUACCGCAAGCAGAAAGAGGAUAGCACUCCCCCAACCACUCCGACUCCACCUUUUCUGAACGACUCACUUGCGGCGGCUCUUCAGGUAACGGCCACUGAAGACGUCCAGCGAACAAAUCGCAUGCCCGAAAUCAAACAGGCCGCAUCUGAAAAUGAAGAUUCGCUGCUGAAUUCCGACUCCUCGUCAUGUGAUGCAUCCAAGCAGGUUGUUUUCUCCAAAACUGUUCGGGGCGAUGCCAGCACCAGUCACGAAAGAAUCCUCACAGGGUCUGCCACAAUAUCAUCUGCCAAACAGGAAAUGCUUUCUAAUGAGACGUCUGAGGUCGUCUCCGUUCCAAAGAGCUCUUCCGUCACUGCCGUGAGACAAACUGCGCACACCAGACAGAAAACGGCUUCGCUUUCCUCCCGAGUGUCGACUCAAGCUGUCACUUCUGACCGCAUUCACACUCCAGUCACUGAUUUGACAAAAGCUGAGAAAAGAACUGCUGUCGAGAAGAAAGAUGUGAAAAAAGGGAACGCAAAGGCAUCGGAUAGAACGAGCGCGGAUCAUUCAAGAGGCCUUGUUAAAAUGGCGAAACCUGAACAAAAUUAUAAGAAAUCCCAAUCGCAGUCCGAGAGAGACAAUCAAUCCGUCAUCGAGAACAGGGCCGCCGUCUUUGAUGAAGUGAAGCGAACGGAAAAAGCAGAAGCUAUUGGGACUUGGGCGACUGGCAAAACAAAUCAAAAGGUCAAAAAGGACAAUAAGCAGGAAAAGCAGGUUGAUGCAAAGAUGGAAGAGGAGCGAAAGGCACAGGUGAAAGUGACCAAUUCCACUGAGCCGAGAGUAAUCGGUGAGUCGAGAGAGAUCAAGACCGAAUCGAAGCGGGUGACACCCGAUGAUGUCGCCACCAACGUAACUGACAGUCAAGCGGCAACUUUGGCACCAAAGAAGAAAAAGAAGUCGAAAAAGUCGAAAGGGGCGACACAAUUGAGUCAAAGUAAAGACGCCGGCACGGAAUCAAAGACGGCCAUCGUGGAAACGUUCAACGAAACGGAGGAAACGGUUCUUGUUUCCCAAAUUCACACGAGUGCCACAGACGAGAAAGUUCAAGAAGCCUCGAUGACAAAAAGCAAAGCGGGUGAGACUUCCCAGCAAGUAAAAGCACAUCAGGAUAAUCUGAAGGGAUCGCCAAAAAAGACAGCAGUGACAGUUACUCACAAAAGCGCGCGGACGGCGCUGGAGGAAAGUCGCACGGACCCAAUGAAAGAGCCGUUUGAGUCACAACAAAAUGAAUCAGUGGGAAUGGCGGAAUCUCCGAAAAAACGGCUGUCGGGCUUAAUCCCUCACAUCACGGGCAUGAAAACGGUUUCGAAAACGAGGCUUGGCACGUUUUCAGAUUGCCUCACGAUCCCGGAGCGGCCUCAAAAAUCGGCGGGGUCGGUCCCAGAGACCAAUCGAGCUCCAAAAUCUGACGGGAAGGAGAAGCAUGAAUCGGAAUCUCUUGCGGCGUGGACGAAUAUUUCCAACACGGGCAUCGGCUCUUCAAAAGUCGAGAGGCAAACAACGAACGAAAUCUUAAAUGAAAGCAGGAAAGAGAAACGAAUUGAGCUUCGAUCUCCCUCGCCGUCCCUGAGAACCCGAUCCCCCUCGCCGACAUUUAUCACCAUAGAAUCCGUUCGUAGGAUGGACUCGCCGCAGAGAGUCACCCCCUCACCUACGCUGCUCCACCGGCCCGCCACACCCCCGACGCCGCCGCCGCGCCGCUGCGACACCCCGACGUCCCGCCUGAUGAGAAUCACUCCCUCCCCGACGUUCGACCGCGCCGAGAACCUGCCGCGGCUUAAAGACGCGACGGCCAAGCUCUCGCGCGGCGUCACCCCGCCGCCGUUAAUCUCUCCGCAGCCGAUAUCCGAGAAGAAAUCCGAAAUCGUGGAAACCCCCGCGUCAUUCCAUCGGCAAAUCAAACUCGAGGCCGUUCACAGCUCAGAUGAGCCGCCCGCAAAGAACGCACUCGAGACGAUCGAACGCGCUACAGACGACGGAAAUGAAACCCCAAGUAAUUCCGACAUCAACCCGCCGCUUCGUCACGACGUCACUGACGAUACCUCCGAGUUAGCAUUGGCUUCGUUUCAAGAACGGAAGGCGUUUUUUGAAGAGGCCCAAAAGGCCGAAAGCAAGAAAUUUUAUAUCCGGAAAGAACCGAUCGCAAUCCCCGAACGACUCGGCCCAGAGUCGGAGGAUAGCGAUGAGGAAAAUCUGUGGAAGCAAAAAGAAGAUCCACCCAAAGCGGAUUUUUCAGCUUUCGUCAAUCAAUUUGAAUCAACGGAUAAAACAGCGAUCAGCAAGGAGCUCCGCCCACUUGCGGAGCGAUUUCCAAACCACAGCGAAGCUUGCAUCUCGGAAAGGGCGUUGCCAGCUUUUGACAUUCGGGCGCUGAAGAAUGUUUUUGAAACGGGUGAGCAAAAACUCUCGUUAGACGAGCGGAAAGGAGUUCGGGAGGAGCCGGCGUCAAGCCGACGGGAAGCAUCAGUCGACACAUCAAAGCUGGAGAGUCCUCCUGAGAUGCAGGGAGGCUUAAAGCGAAGCUCUGCCCUUCCUCCUCAUGAAAAUCUGCUCGAAAUUGUCCGGACAGAUCCAUCAGCCCCUUCUGAGAGCAAAUCAAUCACAGAGCAUUUCUCAAACGUCGAUGUCCUGGUGAGCAAGGUCACGACGACAAGUGUCAGUCAGCAGUCUGGCAGCGCGUCAAGACAGCCGGCUCCUUUCUCCUAUGCUGACGCGGUGAAAAGGAAAGCGGCGGCGCCGAGGCCGACGCAAACCUGCCGUGCCGAAGACGCCGGCGAGAAAUUGCGGAUGAACGUUCGGCAGACCCGCAACGAGAGCGAGGCGGUUUUCAAAAGCGUUUCGGACGUGACGACGUCACAAGCGGCGUCUCAUCGGACAACCGCUGUCUCCGGCUCGAGUUCCCAAGUCGGAGCUUUGCGCAGUGUGUCGAAGGAGGGUUUACCCGAUGGAUGGAUGGAUAGUGGACCGAAAAAAGUACCAUAAGUCCUGUUUCUUCUGUGAGCAAUGCAAAAGCAAACUAAGCCUGGGAAAUUACGUCUCUCUCCACGGACACUUCUUCUGUCUGCACCACUACAAACAACUCCUCAAGUCCAAAGGGAUGUACGAUAACCAACUCUGCCCCAAAACUCCCGCAGCAAGUGGAGGAUCCAUCCCACCAGACCGGAAACUCGAAUGGAGAUAUUCGGCAAGCAGCCUCAGUUCAGUUGACAGGAACAAAACGCAGCGCGGUGAGAUCGAAGCGACAAAAGCAUUUGAUGAGAGCAAAGCGCAGGGCAGCAAAAUAUCGGUGGUUUGGCCCCCGCAGGCCGAUUCCCCCCAAAAAGCCUUUACAAUAGAGGAAGACAUUCAACGAGCCAAAGCACAGUGGCCCCCGCAAGACGAUUCGCCCAAAUUCAUCCAACAGCAACACGGAGAGACAGUUCCAAGAAGUGUCUUGUAAAUUCAUUCCCCAUCAGUCGAAAAAAAAUACUUGCGCUAAGCUCCAA